AUGAAAAGUUCAUUCGAGUGUCGCGCGGGUUAUGCGUCCUCAAAGGUGCCCCAUCUUUGCUUCAGAAAUCUUGUUCACAAGCAUCGCCUUAAGAAGGGUGAUAUUUCCGUCGGUAAUGACAUAACUUCACUUGAUGAUGUGAGAUAUUCCCUCAAGUCUCCAUUCGAUAGGAAUCUUUCCAUUCAUAUCGACGUCCAGGAGCAUAUAUUUGACUAUAUUUUUACAAAACUUGGAAUCACAACUUCAACAAUAGAAAAUCCAAUUGUUUUAAAUGAAACAAUUUGCAACCCUAAUACAUGUCGCAUGCGUACAUAUUGA
This is a messenger RNA of Protopolystoma xenopodis, 318 nucleotides long. NCBI's taxonomy places the organism in Eukaryota, Metazoa, Platyhelminthes, Monogenea, Polystomatidea, Polystomatidae. The record is from the annotation of a GenBank genome assembly.